Messenger RNA from Mercenaria mercenaria, 1047 nucleotides. RefSeq lists its product as uncharacterized. The coding region runs from base 145 to 804 and encodes 219 amino acids. Gene Ontology annotation, biological process: mitophagy by internal vacuole formation; mitochondrial protein catabolic process. The transcript is spliced from 7 exons. Lineage: Eukaryota; Metazoa; Mollusca; Bivalvia; Venerida; Veneridae. The record is from RefSeq and is a predicted model, not a curated record. Gene Ontology annotation, cellular component: mitochondrial outer membrane.
GGAAUUAUUUUAGGACAGCAUUUCGUAAACCAUAACAGAGAGGAAGAUGGAAAUGCACUUCCAACAACGAUUGAUCAGUUACGGCAGGAAUUGAAACAAGAAAAGACGGACAAAGAAGAUGCUCUGAAACGACUGAGUGCUAUAAUGUCAAGUCGUUUACGAGAUGGCAAUCCUAAUGUAGUAGAUCUCAGCGAUCAAAAUCGUCCAAUGAAAGUAGGAGAGCAGUUUUCAGAACUUUAUGAUAAUCAAUGGACAGAUGCUUACAGUGCUGUCGAAAAUCACUUUAAACAGAAUGAGCCCAAGAUUAUUGCCUUCAUGCUGGGUAUUUUAGAGCAAUGUUUUAACACCUGCCAAAACAAAGCAAGAAACCAGUUGGAGCGUCUGCAAAAGGGUGUGACAAAUCUUGAAGCUAUGAUCACAAAGAAACGUACCAAACUACCAAAUGACUUGAUGCAGCGUAUUAAAGAAGAAAGAAAACAUAGUGCUGCCGAUGCAGUACCAGAAUAUACAAACAUGGUACCUCAACUGAAGAAAUUCCUUUCAUCUCAUGUUCGCGACAAGACAGAUCUUCUAGAACAAUCGGCACUAAAAGACUAUACACAGGAGUGUUUGAGGUUGUCUUGGCUUAUGGUAAUACAAGACCCUCCAAUGACAAUGGUACUAAAAUCUGAAGUAAAAGCAAUUGACAACUUUAAGGUUUACAAACAUAGAGGCAACCGUGUUGAUUUUAUUGUAUGGCCCGCUUUGCUUCUUCAGGAAGGCGGCCAAUUGAUAUCAAAAGGAGUUGCCGAGUUCCGUAAAUAGGAUAUGAACUGUUCCUGUAAAUGAUGAAGAAUAUAACACACCAUAUUAGACUUUUAAAUUUUGCAGAAUAUAAAUAGUAUUUACGUUUGUACAAGUAACUGAUGCAGUACAUUAUGCUUAGAGAGAUUAUGACGGUAUGUACCCUGAAAACAAUGUAUAUAUUGUUUAAAAACAAAACGUGUCCCAUCAUUUAGCCACAUAGUGAAUUGUUAUAGAAGUGAUCUUAGACAAAAAAAAUAAGGU